GAUACCGUCCGGAUCGGUCGCCAUCAUAGCCAAGCUUUGUUGGUCGGAUUCUAGUUAAAAAGUGGUGGUUUAGUGAUUAUUUUUGACUUUGGGUGAUAGUGAAAAAAGAGCUUGGAUAUCUGGAAAUACAGACGGGGAUUUUGCCGUUAACCGACUAAGAAAACGUAACAUCCCAUCUAGCGCCGAUUGCCGAAUAUGGACAGCAAGGAAUUCCGCCGACGCGGCACGGAAAUGGUCGACUACAUCUGCAAUUAUCUGGAAACGCUGGAACAGCGACGCGUGACGCCCAGCGUGGAGCCGGGAUAUCUGCGCCAUUUGCUGCCGGAUGAAGCGCCCGAGAAUCCGGAACCGUGGGAAAACAUUAUGAUGGACGUCGAGAGCAAAAUUAUGCCGGGAGUGACGCACUGGCAGCACCCGCGGUUCCACGCAUACUUUCCGUCGGGAAACUCCUUUCCCUCGAUACUGGGCGACAUGCUGAGCGAUGGCAUCGGAUGUAUCGGAUUCUCGUGGGCAGCCAGCCCCGCCUGUACCGAGCUGGAAACAAUCGUACUGGAUUGGUUGGGCAAAGCCAUAGGUCUGCCAGAUGAGUUCCUCGCCCUGAAGCCGGGUAGCAAGGGUGGCGGUGUCAUUCAGACGUCCGCAUCGGAAUGCGUACUGGUGACACUGUUGGCUGCCCGGGCACAGGCCAUCAAGUAUCUUAAACACCAGCAUCCGUUCGUCGAGGAAGGCCACCUGCUGUCAAAACUGAUGGCUUACUGCUCGAAGGAGGCGCACAGUUGCGUCGAAAAGGCGGCCAUGAUCUGCUUCGUCAAGUUGCGGAUCCUGGAACCGGACGAGAAAUGUUCGCUUCGGGCGGAUACGCUGAUUAAGGCAAUGGAAGAAGACGAACAGCAAGGAUUGAUUCCGUUUUUCGUAUCCACAACACUGGGAACCACCGGAUCCUGUGCAUUUGAUAACAUCGCCGAGAUUGGUGAAGCUCUUCAACGUUUUCCCAACGUUUGGAUGCAUGUCGAUGCUGCCUAUGCCGGGAAUGCAUUCAUCUGUCCGGAGCUCAAGUAUCUUCUGAAAGGAAUCGAAUAUGCCGACUCGUUUAAUACCAAUCCGAACAAGUGGCUAUUGACAAACUUUGAUUGUUCCACGUUAUGGGUUCGCGAUAAAAUUAGACUCACGUCCGCCCUGGUGGUUGAUCCGUUAUACUUGAAGCACGGAUACUCCGACUCGGCCAUCGAUUAUCGCCAUUGGGGAGUACCGUUGAGUCGACGGUUCCGUUCGCUGAAGCUCUGGUUCGUACUGCGUAGCUACGGAUUAGUCGGCCUGCAAAGUUACAUCCGGCAUCACAUCGAUUUGGCUAAACGAUUCGAGAAGCUGGUGCUGAAGGAUAAUCGCUUCGAAGUCUGCAACGAUGUCAAACUGGGACUGGUUUGUUUCAGGCUGAAGGGUACUGAUCGACCUAAUGAAAAAUUGCUCAGCUGUAUUAAUGCUUCCGGCAAGAUCCAUAUGGUGCCGGCCUCGGUGAACGAACGAUACGUUAUACGGUUCUGUGCCGUGGCUCAAAAUGCAACCGUUGAAGAUAUUGAUUACGCCUGGGAUGUAAUUACGGAUUUCGCUGCGGAGAUUCUGGAAAAAGAACAAGCGGAUGAGGUUACUGAGAUUGUGGAUCGGCGCAAGACUCAUACAUUGGCCCAAAAGAGAUCAUUCUUCGUGCGUAUGGUUAGCGAUCCGAAGAUUUACAAUCCAGCCAUAAAUAAAGCGCAAACGCCCCGAAUGUCAAAUGAAUUGACAUCACCUUCAGCUGACGGUACGGUGGUUACCGUCAAUUCACCCAAAACACCUGGAUCGGCUUCCUGGAUUAGCUGGCCAUUGGCAUUCUUGUUUGCGAAUUCGGAGGAUGGUCCAAAGAAUGAUAUGCCAUUGCGAUUCCGCCACUUGGAUACGAUGGUUAGGUUGACUGCUUCUCGUAGAAACUCGGCAACCGGUGGAGGUUCCUCUCCCUCACCGGAAGGAGAAAACGGUAUCGUACUGACAAAGUCUCCCAAAAGAUCUCCGAUUAUGGUACGACGGCGCGGUACAUCGCCAAGCCCAGCUACGACCGGUAACGGAGCAUCAAAGUGAAGAAAUCAUAAUCUCGGUUGAAGCUCAAAAUAUUUUCACCGUGUAUCAACAAACGAACCCGUUUCCAGAAGCAGCUAACUGUUCAUUCUCAAUCAAAGUGAAAUCUCUAAUUAAAACUAUAGCAUGAAAUCGAUCUAAAUUUAGCACAUGCUCAGAAGUAUAUUACAAUAUUUAUUCCAGACUCUCUCUCACAUUUAGAUUCCUUGCAAAUCUUACACAAAAGUAAGCAAAUAAACAAAUUCCAUACAGUUGAAGCAUAGAAUCAGAGAAAAUCAACAAGGGAAAUGGGCUCUUGCAGUACAC
Messenger RNA from Malaya genurostris, 2415 nucleotides. It is a transcript of the gene Tdc2, whose product is annotated as aromatic-L-amino-acid decarboxylase. Gene Ontology annotation, biological process: amino acid metabolic process. NCBI's taxonomy places the organism in Eukaryota, Metazoa, Arthropoda, Insecta, Diptera, Culicidae. The transcript is spliced from 9 exons. Gene Ontology annotation, molecular function: carboxy-lyase activity; pyridoxal phosphate binding. The coding region runs from base 196 to 2112 and encodes 638 amino acids. The record is from RefSeq and is a predicted model, not a curated record.